Molecule: messenger RNA, 783 nt
Organism: Penaeus monodon (black tiger shrimp)
Lineage: Eukaryota; Metazoa; Arthropoda; Malacostraca; Decapoda; Penaeidae
Exons: 3
Coding region: 1-783 (260 amino acids)
Source: RefSeq, a predicted model, not a curated record
AUGAUGACAAGGGUGGAGUGGAGUGCAACUUGGGACAGUGCACCUACAGCUGCUUCGAGGAAUGGCAUGCCACUUUAUGAGUGCUGUGACAAGGCCUUCAAUUUAUAUGAGAGGUAUAUGCAGUGCCCCCCUUUCCCUUUGGAUGCCCUUCCCAACAACCGGGGCGGGGGAAGCUUACUCGACGCCGCCGACGCCCCGGCACCGAAAGCCGCGGCGCGACUGCGCUUGGCUCCGGCUGCCACGUCUGUCGUCCGACCCCGCUUAGCUCAGGCCGAGGCCGCCCCUCGACCUCGCCUCGUCCAUGCUGCUCCUCGGAGACAAGUGGACACUCGUUUCGUUCAAGUGGGAGCCGUUCCUGCUCCUCAGCCUGAGGUGGAGACGCGCUACGUUCAGGCUCCUGCCCCACAGCCUCAAGUAGAAACGCGUUUCGUCGAAGUAGAGGCCGUUCCUCCUUCUCGCCGCGAGGUGGAAACGCGUUUCGUCCAAGUGGAGGCCGUUCCUGCUCCUCGCCGCGAGGUGGAAACCCGUUUCGUCCACGUCCCCGUCUUCCAGCCCAAAGUGGAAACCCGUUUCGUCCAAGCAGAAGCUGUCCCUGCACCUUACGAAGUGGAAACCCGUUUCGUCCACGUCCCCGUUGCCCAGCCCGAAGUGGAAACACGUUUCGUCCAAGUGGAGGCCGUUCCUGCUCCUCACCGCGAGCUGGAAAUUCGUUUUAUUCAGGUCGGGGCUGCUUCUCGACCCGCCGUGGAAACUGCCUUCGUCCACAGCGGCGCCGCCCGCUGA